Messenger RNA from Drosophila hydei, 1001 nucleotides. RefSeq lists its product as uncharacterized. The coding region runs from base 169 to 969 and encodes 266 amino acids. The record is from RefSeq and is a predicted model, not a curated record. The transcript has 2 exons. NCBI's taxonomy places the organism in Eukaryota, Metazoa, Arthropoda, Insecta, Diptera, Drosophilidae.
GUAAAUUUGGAUAUGGAUGUGCAUAGUGGAAACAGCGAAUGAAAUAUAUACACCCCAAUAACAAAUAUGUUUUAACAAUAAACAAAAGUUUACUUAAAUCAUAUUUAUCCAAUUCUCAGCUAGUUGAACUAGUUAAUAUUUCUUUGAUAUUGUUAAUACAGAAAUGACAUGGCACUCAGCUCUACAACUGUGAAACAAAGGGGACGUCAGCGUCGUAAGCCAACGAUAUGGACAAGAGAAAAGAUUUAUAAGCUAAUUGAGCUGUAUCGAGCAUCUGACUGUUUAUGGAAUCAUUAUUCGGAGCUAUACAAAAAUAAAGAUUGUCGGAAUAAAGCUAUAGAUCGUAUAUGUAAAACUCUGGAAAUCACAAAAAUUGAUUAUGGAAAAAAGGUGCACAAUUUGCGAAAUCAAUUUAAUUCGGAAUUGAAAAAAUAUGAAAGACGUUUGGAAAAAAUGGGUGAUAAGAAAACUCUAUCACCGAAAACCUGUCGCUGGGAGCACUUCGAAACCUUAAUGUUUCUGCGACCCAUCAUUGAACCCCGGCCGGGCUAUCAACCACAAAGCAAGAAAACUGUAAAUAGCAUUAAGAUAUCUUAUUGUAAUGAGAACACAAAACAGGAGACUGCGAAAAGUCCGACAGAAGAAAAUAUAGAAUUACCAAUAUUAAGUGUCGAGCAGACAAAUAACCGAGUUUCAAAAGAACUUGAACCGUGUGAAGUUCAACCAAAUUCUGCUUCAACACAUUGCACAAACUUUUCGCCAAUUUCCACGCAUGUGGAAAAGCAAACCUGCAUGGAAACUUUGGGGCCAGGUGUUCGUGAUCAAUGGGAUGCGUUUGGUGAAUUGAUAGCAAAUGAAUUCCGAAAUUUAAACUCAAUGAUUUCACGUAAAAAACUUAAACGUAGAAUUAUGCAAAUUAUGCUAGAAGUUGGCGAAGAAGAUGAUAAAAAAUAUACAACGGUCAAUUAAAAAAAUCUUAUGUUAUUAUUACUUUUAUUAAG